This is a messenger RNA of Biomphalaria glabrata, 1242 nucleotides long. RefSeq lists its product as uncharacterized. Gene Ontology annotation, molecular function: G protein-coupled peptide receptor activity. The transcript is spliced from 2 exons. Bases 196 to 1221 code for a protein of 341 amino acids. Gene Ontology annotation, cellular component: membrane. Lineage: Eukaryota; Metazoa; Mollusca; Gastropoda; Planorbidae. The record is from RefSeq and is a predicted model, not a curated record.
AACACGUUUGAACAUGUUAAGCCCCUUCAAUUUAAACACUGCUCGUUCAAACAGCAAGCUGUUAGACAACUUCCUCAGAGGAGUUAUCGGCUGAUUCCAAUGGGCUGGGGUAUUAUCGGUAGUGUCAACAAGAUCAAUGUCUCUAAGAAUUCACUUAUUCAACAGUAAGCUCUGGAUUUAUAUUUUGACCUCAGAAUGAACUCAACACUUUCUUCCCUGGUGCAUCCUGUGCUGGACUACAUAGUUACUGAGAACCUCUAUUCCUACUUCGAGGUGAUCAUCAACCUGUGGACGUUGUUCUUUCUCUUUUGCUUCGGCCUGGUCACCAACGUUCUUAACGCCCUUGUCUUCAUCAGACAGGGGCUCAAGGACAGCGUCAACAUCUCAAUGAUGGCCAUCACUUUCUGGGACCUGGUCAAGUGCCUCUCUGGUCUGAUACACAGGAUGUAUGGACCCCUCUACGCGCUGUCUCCGUGGCUGUCUUUCUGUUGGCAGAACUUUACGUACUACGUAGAGUAUACGCCCAUCUUCGCCGGUUACGUCAACUUCUCUCUCACAGCUUACGUCUCCGUGGAGAGGUGUCUCUGCGUGAGCAUGCCUUUUAAGGUCAAAUCCAUCAUCACGGUGAAGGUCACGCUUGUCAUGGUCGUGGUCAUCUCCAUGAUAACGUUCGGCGCCUUUUUCGUGGUUUACUUCCUGUAUGACAUAUACUUCGUGUACUUCCCAGAGUUCAACACAUCACUGCCCCUCUUCCGCUUCAGCGCUUUCUACUACAGAGCCCAGAACGUGGUCAUGCCAUACUACAACACCAUCGCAAUACUACUUCCGUUCUCAAGCUUCGUGGUUCUCUGCGCAUGCUCAACAAUCACAAUUAUCUAUCUAAAGAAAUCCUCUAAAUUCCCCGGACAAGGUACAGGCAAGAUCAGCUCAACUUCGGGAAUUUCCAUUAGAGAACGUAAAGUAUCCAAAAUGCUUCUUGUAGUUAUUGGUGUCAAAAUUGGAAACCUAUUUCCCAGAAUGAUUUGCUAUACUGCGCAGCUGAUAGAGCCAGAGUUCUAUACACUACGUCAUUAUCACUAUCUAUUUAUGACCGUGACCAGAUUUUUGUUCGUACUAGACAUUGUGAAUGCCAGUGCUACGUUUUUUAUCUACCUUAAUAUGAGUUCCAAUUUCCAGAAUUCAUUUGAUAAACUUUUCAAUAUUCAAAGGACCAAAGAAUAAGUCAAUAAAUGAGCCUAAGAG